AUGGGAACCCAUAUGACUAGGAAGCGGGUUUUAAAACCAGAUGCCGCCCCAACCAUAUUCCGAAAGCCCAGAGAUAGUCAGGACGAUGUUCCAGUGCCAAAAAAGCGUAUUCGUGGAGCCUUUGAAAAGAGGGAAAAAGCCGGAAGUAAUGAAUGUGGUGGCAGUUAUCAUAUGGAAAAAACUGGUCUUGAACGUUCACUCCAAGUUUUUGACAAGAAUAAUCUUACUGCAGGCAUCCUGGCGACAGAUCGGCAUCGACAAAUUGCCAAAUGGAUAAGAGAAAACUACCCUUUUGUCCUGCACUUGUACGACAUCUGGCAUGUUGCAAAAGAGGGUGGAUUUGAAGCAUAA
Lottia gigantea (owl limpet) is the source of this 351-nucleotide messenger RNA. RefSeq lists its product as hypothetical. The transcript has 3 exons. Bases 1 to 351 code for a protein of 116 amino acids. The record is from RefSeq and is a predicted model, not a curated record. NCBI's taxonomy places the organism in Eukaryota, Metazoa, Mollusca, Gastropoda, Lottiidae.